AGGGAGCCCAGUCCUCCUGGUCGGUAGGAAGGAGCAAAGUGAAGGAGAUCCAGGAGGCAGCGGAAUGUUUCUCCUCCUUUCAAGCUGCUAGAAAGAAUCUCCGCUGAGCGUUAAAGUCAUGGCUGCCUCUGAACUUUACUCCAAGAAUGCCCACGUUUGGCUCCCAGAUGCAGCAGAAGUUUGGAAAUCUGCAGAGCUCCUCAAAGACUACAAUCCUGGUGACUCGACUCUGUCUUUGCAGCUGGAAGAUGGAACGGUUUUGGAGCACAGAAUAGACCCCAAAACCCCAAACCUGCCCCCUCUCAGAAACCCCAACAUCCUGGUGGGAGAGAAUGACCUCACGGCUCUCAGCUACCUCCACGAGCCGGCCGUGCUGCACAACCUUAAAGUGCGCUUUAUCGACUCCAAGCUGAUUUACACCUACUGUGGAAUUGUUCUGGUUGCUAUCAAUCCCUAUGAGAGCCUGCCUAUCUAUGAAGCUGACAUCAUCAACGCCUACAGCGGGCAAAAUAUGGGCGAUAUGGACCCCCAUAUCUUUGCAGUAGCUGAGGAAGCAUACAAACAAAUGGCUCGUGGAGAAAGGAACUACCAUAUAUUUUAUCAGCUUUGUGCUUCUUCACAUCUGCCAGAGUUUAAAGCCUUCAAAUUAGGCUGUGCAGAAGAUUUCUGCUGCACUAACCAGGGUCAGAGUCCGGUCAUAGAUGGAGUGGACGAUGCCAGAGAAAUGUGCAGCACCAGGAGGGCGUUCUCACUACUAGGAAUCAAUGAAAGUGACCAACUGGACAUUUACCAAAUUCUGUCAGCUAUUCUCCAUCUUAGCAACGUGGAUGUUAAAGAGCAGUCAGCAGACAGAUGCAGCAUCCUGCCAGAUAACGCCCACCUGAUGGUUUUCUGUGAGCUCAUGGGGGUUCCCUGCGAUGAAAUAGCCCACUGGUUAUGCCACAAGAAACUCCAGACCACCACAGAAACCUUUGUGAAGCCUGUUUCCAAAGUAAACGCGGUGCAUGGCAGGGACGCGCUGGCCAAACACAUCUAUGCCAGACUCUUCACCUGGAUCGUGAGCAGCAUUAACGCCGCCCUGACCUCUACAGUCAAACAACGCUCGUUCAUUGGCGUGCUCGACAUCUACGGGUUUGAAACGUUUGAUGUCAACAGCUUUGAGCAGUUCUGCAUCAACUACGCCAACGAGAAGCUCCAGCAACAGUUCAACCUGCAUGUCUUUAAGCUGGAGCAAGAGGAAUACAUGAAGGAGGAGAUUCCCUGGACAUUGAUUGAUUUCCAUGACAACCAGCCGUGCAUUAAUCUCAUUGAGGCCAAGCUUGGUGUUCUGGACCUUCUGGACGAGGAGUGCAAAAUGCCCAAAGGCUCUGACGACACAUGGGCUCAGAAACUGUACAACACCCACUUGAAGCAGAGCGCUUACUUUGAUAAACCCCGGUUAUCAAACAAAGCUUUCAUCAUCCACCACUUUGCUGACAAGGUGGAGUACCACUGUGUUGGAUUUCUGGAGAAAAAUAAGGACACAGUCAACGAGGAACAGAUAAAUGUGCUGAAAAAGAGCAAGUUUGAUCUGCUGCUGAAGCUGUUUGAGGAUGAAGAAAAGAAUAAAGCAUCGACUAACAAGUUAUCCAGUUCUGGAAGAGCUGGCAAGGCUCAAAGGGACACCAAGAAGACUGUUGGACUGCAGUUUCGACAGUCUCUACACUUACUAAUGGACACAUUAAAUGCAACAACGCCCCAUUAUGUGCGCUGCAUCAAACCAAAUGACAUUAAAGCUCCCUUCACUUUGGACCCUGUGAGGGCUGUGCAGCAGCUCCGAGCGUGUGGCGUCCUGGAAACGAUCCGUAUCUCUGCAGCAGGAUUCCCUUCUAGGUGGACCUACCAGGAAUUCUUUGGCCGUUAUCGGAUCCUCAUGAAGCAAAAGGAAGUGCUGCCAGACAGGAAACAAAGCUGCAAAAACCUCCUUGAAAAACUCACCCAGGACCAACAGAAGUACCAGUUUGGCAAAAACAAGAUCUUCUUCAGGGCCGGCCAGGUGGCUUACUUGGAGAAGUUGCGUUCUGACAAACUGCGUUCAGCUUGCGUCAGCAUCCAGAAGACGAUCCGCUGCUGGGUCGCUCGCAGAAAGUAUCUGAGGAUGAGAGAGUCCGCCAUCAUCAUUCAGAAGCAUGUACGGGCCCACCAAGCACGCAGUUAUGUGCAGUUUCUGCGGAAGACCAAAGCAGCUAUUGUUAUUCAGAGCAAUGUGCGAAUGUGGUCUAAAAAGAGACGUUUCCUGCAGCAGCGCUCUGCAGCUGUCACCAUUCAGCGGGUUUGGAGGGGUCACAUGGCGAGAAAGCAGUACUUCAAGCUGCUGUUUGAGAGCAAAGCAUUGGUAAUUCAGAAGACGGUUAGAGGCUGGCUGGCGAAGCAGCGUUUCCGGCGCGCCAUGGAGGCCGUGGUCCUGCUGCAGAGCUGCGUGCGCCGCAUGAGGGCCAAGAAGGAGUUAAAGAAGCUGAGAGUCGAGGCGCGCUCAGUGGAGCAUUUCAAAAAGCUCAACGUUGGCAUGGAGAACAAGAUCAUGCAGCUGCAGCACAAGAUCAACGAGCAGCAUAAAGAAAACAGAGAGCUCACAGAGAAGCUCAGCGUUCUGGAGAAGACCAACUCCACCGAGAGAGAAAAACAGAGCAGAGAGAUAGAAAACCUGCGUAAAUCUGAGCAGGAGGCCAGAGGUAAGGCAGAGACGGUUCCCUCGCUGCUGGAACAGCUGUCCUUCCUUCAGGAGGAGCUGGAAAAUACCCGCAGAGAGAAGGAGGAGCUGGAGGUCCACACAAAGACUUUGAAAGAACAGACCCGACAGACGAUCCAUGAGCUGAAUAUGAAGAACAGCUUGUUAAAAAGCAACAUAGAAGAACUAAACCAGGAAUUCUCCAUACAGGCUCAGCAGUUAACAGAAAUUAAAAAUACCUUGGAGAACAGCAAACAGCUGGAGAAGGACUUGACAGAAGAGCGCUGUCGCUACCAAAGUCUGCUGAGUGAACAUCUGCAACUGGAGGAACAACACAAGGAUCUCAAGGAGGAGAUGAGCGUCAGUGUGAUUUCUAGCAAAUUCAGCCACCAGAGAACGGACUCCAACUACAGCAGUAAUUCAUCUGAGUUUUCUCAAAUCUUGAGUUCCACUGAGGAUGAAGAGGGCUUCACUCAAGCAGAGGAUCCGUCUGAGAAGAAAGUGGACCUGCCCAUUCUUCUAAAGCUCCAGAGACGAGUGAAGGAGCUGGAGGAGGAAAAUCGAUCUUUAUGGCAUCAGCUGGAUAAAAAAGAGGAAGCUCAGCAGGAAAAAGCUAAGGAGGUGGAGAAGCAGACAACUGUUGGCAGAACAGAACUGGACGUAGAAAAAAUAAAGCGGCAAGAGCUGGAGUCAGAGAACAAGAGGCUGAAGCAGGAUCUCAGUGAGUUGCGGAAGUCUCUGACUAAUGAGAACAGUGAUUUGGCGCCCCCUGCUGCAGGUUCUUUGCCCUACAACAUUCUGCUGGAUCAACUCAGUUCUUCCAACGAGGAGCUGGAGAUGCGUAAGGAGGAGGUGUUGCUCCUCCGUUCACAUAUGGUUCGUCAGGAAGCUCUUAAACACAGGGACUCUGUACUCGGAGAAAGUGUGAAACUGGAUCUCAGUGAAAUCCACUCAUUCCAAGAUUCUGACAGUAUAAAUCCUACUGAACGAAUGGAGGAACAAGAAAAACAAGAUAAAACGAUUCGCAAGCUGAAAAAACAGCUUAAACUCUACAUGAAAAAAGUGGAAGAUCUGGAAGCAGUUGCUCAUCAGAUGAACACCUCCUCUGUGACGAGCACCCCUGUCACACAGGUGCACAUCACCCGCAAGGAGAAGGAGUUCCAGGGCAUGUUGGAGUUCAAGGAGGCCGACGCGGGACGCCUGUUAAAGAACCUGGUCUUAGACCUGAAGCCCCGUGGCGUGGCUGUCAGCUUCACUCCAGGGCUUCCUGCCUUCAUCAUCUUCAUGUGCGUUCGCUAUGCGGACAGCGUCAACGACGACAGGAGACUCAGCACUCUCCUCAACUCCACCAUCAGCAGCAUCAAAGGAGUCAUCAAGAGAAAAGGAAACGAUUUUGAAGUUGUCUGCUUCUGGUUGGCCAACGCGUGUCGGUUAAUGCACUGUCUGAAGCAGUACAGUGGGGAGGAGGCGUUUACGGUGCACAACACUGCUAAGCAGAACAAGCAAUGCCUGGCCAACUUUGAGCUGUCUGAGUACCAUCAGCUGUUUGGUGACCUGGCCAUCCAAAUUUACCGUCAGCUCAUCAAAAGCAUGGAGAACAUCCUGCUCCCCCUGAUAGAUCCAGAGUACAACAUUUGGCAGCUGGAGGAGUGGCUGGCAGAGAGGGAGCUGACUGACUGCGGUGCAAAGGAAACUCUGGAGCCUCUUGUUCAAGCUGCACAGCUUUUACAAAUCAAGAAGAGCACUGAAGCUGAUGCCCAGGCAAUCUGCAGCAUGUGCUCCUCCCUCACCUCAGCACAGAUUGUUAAAAUCCUUACCUUGUACACCCCGGUGAUUGAGUUUGAGGAAAGAGUGUCCAACUCCUUCAUCACCACUAUUAAAGACAUUUUGAAAGUCAGAGAUGAAUCUUCCAGCCUAAUGAUGGAUGCCAAGAAAAUCUUCUCUGUGACGUUCCCAUUCAGCCCUUCCCCUGUGCCUCUGGAGAGCAUUCAGAUCCCCACCAGCCUCAAUCUGGGCUUCCUCAUCCGAGUCUAGAUUCGACCUCUGCCACUUGCAUAACGUUUCUUAUCUCUGGUUUUGACGUGAAUAAAAAAAAAAAAGAUGUAGAAGUGCUUGAUCUCGACCUACGGAAACAGAACAGCAGCUCUGUACCAGGAAACCAACCAGCUCAAAUCAACUGUUUCAUUAAAACAAACUGAUCAAAUAUUAGACCAGAAGAUUUUU
This is a messenger RNA of Cyprinodon variegatus (sheepshead minnow), 4930 nucleotides long. RefSeq names its product myosin VA (gene myo5a). NCBI's taxonomy places the organism in Eukaryota, Metazoa, Chordata, Actinopteri, Cyprinodontiformes, Cyprinodontidae. Bases 119 to 4741 code for a protein of 1540 amino acids. Gene Ontology annotation, molecular function: ATP binding; actin filament binding; microfilament motor activity. The record is from RefSeq and is a predicted model, not a curated record. Gene Ontology annotation, biological process: actin filament organization; vesicle transport along actin filament. The transcript has 37 exons. Gene Ontology annotation, cellular component: vesicle; actin cytoskeleton; cytoplasm.